UUGUCUUCUUGUAUGGCCCAAAGUUCUGUAUUUAAAAUAUCAGCGUAAGCACGAUCCUUCUUUGGCCAUGUCGGCUGACGAUAUAUGACGUAUUGUUUACACUAAACAUCAACUCUCAAUAUAUUGUAAGGUGCAUUACAAUUGGGACCAUCUUUAAUUCGGCAAGAAACAGAAUGGACCUCCGAGCGAUUUUUAUUGCAUUGUGCCUAAUCACACUCUGCUCAGGCAAACCAACAUCAAAUGAACAAUGCCGGUUGCCAUCUUUAGAGCAGUUCGACUCAAACAUGCUAACUGGAACCUGGUAUCAAGUCCUUAGACCCACAGUACCACUUGGGAAAAGUGUACUAUGUUUUGUCAUCAAAGACGUCCGGGAAACACAAAAAGAUUCAUACGCAAGAGGAUUAAUCAUUCAUCCAUCAUCAAAUGGCAACAUUGCAUUUGAAGAUUUACCUAUGCAUUUCUGGUUUAGAAACAAUACGUCGAUACAUCAAAUGGACAAAAAAUAUGAAUAUAUCUUCGUCGAUUUGGAAAAAAAUCUCGGUGUUAGCGAUGAAGGAGUUAAGGAGAUUGACGGAUUUUUUUCGACGGAAGCUAGUCAACUGUCAGACUAUGAAAAUUACAUGAUCUGGAUGCAGUGUGGCCCUAAUGGUGAACGUUUCGCUGCUGGCUUCACACGAACCAAUCAUCCAAGUCCUGAAAAUAUUCUUCAAAUUCGCAAUGCGCUGAUAGAAGCUGGAGGUGGAUGGAGUCAAGUCCAACUACAUCUUACUAGUUGCACAAAACUUGAUAUACCCUACCCAGAAGCAUAAGUAUUUUGUGAAAAAUCGAUUGCUGUUGAGUCAAUGAUGGUAUGUUAUAAUAUACAUAAAAUCAUAUUUCUUCAUUGCAUAUCCGUUACAACUUUUUGUAUGGAGCAAAUAGCAGAUGCAGGAAGAAAGGUUUCGAUGAGAACUCAUAGACU
This is a messenger RNA of Styela clava, 961 nucleotides long. RefSeq lists its product as uncharacterized. The record is from RefSeq and is a predicted model, not a curated record. Lineage: Eukaryota; Metazoa; Chordata; Ascidiacea; Stolidobranchia; Styelidae.